Messenger RNA from Camponotus floridanus (Florida carpenter ant), 909 nucleotides. RefSeq lists its product as uncharacterized. The transcript has 2 exons. Lineage: Eukaryota; Metazoa; Arthropoda; Insecta; Hymenoptera; Formicidae. The record is from RefSeq and is a predicted model, not a curated record. The coding region runs from base 343 to 777 and encodes 144 amino acids.
GGAAGGAUCCAUAAUUUAAUUAUCAAUAAAAAUUACAUAUAUUGGAAUAUCCAUUAUAAAAGGGUACAAUCCACAACUGAUACCAUUCUAAGUAUAAUUAUAAAGUGCACAUAUUGUGAUUAUGACACAAUAAUUCGAAUAUACAUAGAUAAAUCUAUGGAAAUUCAUUUGCAAAAAGAACAUAACCUUACGAAAAGAAAUUGGAAAGAUCUUCAAAACUGACGAGACACGAACCUAAUCAAAAAGUAUUAUAACCUGAUUCAGGAAGUUGGAAUAUCGAUCAAAACAACAAAAAAGUGUAAGAAAUAUAAGUAUCAGUUUGGACAUAGUAAUCUAUGCAUCAUGCUAAAGCAUUUUAUCCAAGAUCAUCGAUCCGAUUUCAUCAAACGAAAUUUACCUUUGGAUAUACUACCAAAAGGAUUAAUUGAAUCGAUUUGUCCCGAAGCUGCAUCUGCAAUCGAUAGCAGCAAUCUGCCAUCGAUAUCUGUCUUUCUAAGCAUAGCAACCUCGGAGAACCUGCCAGUAAACGCAAUAAAAUCAGUCAUAAUGCAAGCAGUGACUAAGAUGAUUAGUGAUAUUGCACGGAGCAACAUCAUAACAUCGCUUCAACAGUUACACACGCGAGUUCGAUCUCUAGAGUUGAUUUCUGAUACUGUAGUAUCAUUAUAUUGUAAUCGAGACACUCGAUGUUUACUUGUUAAUAUCAUUGAAAAUAUUGAUAAAAACAAUGAAAACAAUGAAAAGAAUUUUCGAGGGGGGCUUUGGUAUUCGCGGUAAUGGGGGACUCUAUGAAUUUCGAUUAAAUUAGGUUAUUCCCGAUAAUGAUCGGUUAAUAAUUCGACUCCAACUUCUUUCAUUAACAUCAAAGUUCAGCUCACAUGUAUUGUGCGUUGUUUGUGUUGUGACUAA